Pantherophis guttatus is the source of this 1019-nucleotide messenger RNA. It is a transcript of the gene EXOC1L, whose product is annotated as exocyst complex component 1 like. NCBI's taxonomy places the organism in Eukaryota, Metazoa, Chordata, Lepidosauria, Squamata, Colubridae. The record is from RefSeq and is a predicted model, not a curated record.
UCUGGAGCAAUCCACAUCGGAGAAGAAGCGAAAGGAGUGGAAAGAGAAGAUCCCAAAUUGUGACACAAACCAAGGCAAUGUCAUCACUGUUGAAGGAGGAUCUCAACAAGAAGCUAUUCAAAACUCUAGGGCAAAAUUUGUAUGGGUUCAUUGAAAUUGAGUGUUCAGGCCAAGACCGGUUUUAUCUCUGUGCUUCAGUGUCAAAAGGUGAAGAAGUACAAAUAUCUAUGGUAAAACACUACAGAACUGGCCUUGAAGAGAAGUAUGAAAUAUCUGAAAAAUGGCUUCUAGAUGAUUUGGAGAUGAUAGAUGGAAAAGAGGCAGAUUCUGAUAAUCCAUGGUUCGAUUUGCAUUUCAAGCAAGUUUACACUUGGGAAGCUUACAGCUGUGCAUCUAAAUACGCCUUUGCAAGAAUAGUAAACCAGUUGAAUGAGAUGUACCUGCAAAAGGAUCUGAAGAUUGUGAACUUUGAUUUUACCUACAUUAAUGACGCAGCACUCUGGUCAUCAAAUAAUGGGGAUUGCUUAGUACUUAUGAGAAUCUGCUUUUACGCAUUCAAUCUUGUGUGUCUAUCUCUGUGCCCCCUGCCAGUUUGACGGUUGUAGCUACAUCCAGAUUUGAAUAUGGCUACCAAAAAGCUCGAUAUUCAGUACUAUAUCAGGGUUUCAAUUUUCAAAACAUUUUUAGCCAAUUGUUUUUUCAGUCCUGAUAAUCGGUUUAAGUACCAAUUUCCUGAAACCAAUGUUUUUCAGCAUUCACAAAGCAUGUUCAGGUUAACUGUAAGUUCCACUGAAUUUAUCUGGCUUGCUUCUCAGCAGCCAUUUAUUUAUUUCGGCUGCAAAGCUACAGAACACUCUGGUAUGUGUUACUUUUGUAUAUUAUUUCCCCGACUUUCCAAUAGAAGCCAUAAAGUCUUGCACAAAUUAUAUAAACCCUGUGUAACUAUGCACGCAGUGAAUUUCUGUGGAGUUUUGUUGCCUUUGCAAUAAUUUUUCUGUGGACUUUUGAAUAAAAACAUU